AUGAUUGAUAAAUUACGUGAGCAACAACACGAAGAUUUAGAAGAAAUGGAAUGUUAUGUUGGUCAAAUAAAAGAAUUGGCGGAAAAACAUCAUUUAGAAACGGAAACCAUGUGUUUAAGAUCAAGAUUGGAAUCGUCUCAACAUCAAACAGCGACAUUAGCAACUUUGCUCGAAAGAUCCGGUCUUGAGGGUAUUGCCGAUGCUUCAUUAGGCGAACAAGUUGCUUUUUUAAUAGCAGACAGAGCUAAAUUAAUGGAAGAAAUUGCCGUUUUAAGUAAGCUCAGCGGAUUGAAUGGUGUUAAUAAAGAAGCCGAUCUUAUCUCCGAAAUCAUCAAAGUGUCAUCUGAAAAAGAAGUUUUAAAACAUGAAUCUGCCGAACACAAGGAAAGAUUAUUUCAACUUGAAAAAAUGAAAAAACAAUUAGAGCUCGAUAACGAACGUUUGGCUUUUAAGUUGUCUGAAGCAUUGGCUGAGCUUGAAGAAAGAGAAUCACAGUUAAAAGAAAUAGUCACCGACGAGAGUAGAGGGAGUGGAAUUCAAACUAGCAUGUCGAUGAUAUGGCCGAGAAGAGAAUCUCCUAGUCCUCCUCCGGGAAGAAGAAGACAAUCAGCCGGUGAUACUCUGGAUGGACCGAGAAGGAAUUCUCCCGUCAGAAUCGGUCCGGGAAAGAAAAAAGGAGAACCUUUAAGGGCUUUCCCGAAAACUUGGAACGCUGACAGUCCGCCGGAAAUCAAAGUGUCCUCCAAUCAAGAAUUAGACGACAUGCUUGAUAACACGGGAUCAUUACCGAGAUCAUUUUCAAUGACGGAUCGUGAAAUGCUUCGAUCACAAAGUUACGGUGCGGAUUCAACACCGCCGAGUUUAAUGCUUAGCGAAGGUGCCAGCGAAAGAAUGCAAGUUAAACUUGAUGCUCAGAUACAAGCUUCCAGAACGGAAUUGGCGAGGCUUGAAGAAAUAAAAAAGCUUCAGUCGGAUUCUGAUAAUUUAAAAGCUCAAUUGAACGGAGUCGUAGAGAAAUACAAUGCUCUCGUCGUGCGACACGUACAACACAAAGCAAGGCGUAAAGCUCAGAUUUCGGAUUUAAAAGCUCGGUUGCAAUUGGAAUCGGGAGCUUUGGAAGUACAAAUACAAAGUUUACAAUCUCAAUUAACGAAUCAGAAAUUAGUUUUGAGAGGGGAGGAGGGUUUGAGAAAGAAAAUCGAAAACGAUUAUAGGAAAUCGUUGGACGAGAAAAGAUCUCUCUUGGUCAACAUGAUGAGUUUGGAAAACAGCAUAAGGGAUAAAACGAGGGAAAUAUCGAUAUUGCAGAAAAAAAUAUCAAUGCUCGAAAGUACGAAUAAAGAUUUGAUGACGAGAUUGUUACAAGUUAAAUAUUCUCAUCCAUGUCGUUCGAGAAGUUUAACAAGAGUCGAAGGAGUUUUAACGGAUUUGGGAUCCGUUUAG
Molecule: messenger RNA, 1443 nt
Organism: Pediculus humanus corporis (human body louse)
Lineage: Eukaryota; Metazoa; Arthropoda; Insecta; Psocodea; Pediculidae
Product: DNA double-strand break repair Rad50 ATPase, putative
Exons: 9
Coding region: 1-1443 (480 amino acids)
Source: RefSeq, a predicted model, not a curated record